CUCCUUCUCCCCGUUCGCUCCUGGGGCUGCGGCCAGAGCCUCGGCGGGCGGAGGGAGGGCGAGGACUCUCCCAAGUUGGCAGCACUUGGGGCAGCGCGGGACUUGGGGCAGCGCUCGGCAGCUCCCGCUGAACAAAGAAACCCCCUUUCCUGCGGGGGGCAGCGCUGGGCUGGCCCGGACCCUGCCCCUGCCCGGUGCCCGCUGCCCCGAGCUGGCCUUCCUGUGCCCGGAGCGCGGGCGCGGCUGCCCGUUCUCCCGGAGAUCUUCGAGCAACCUGGAGAGGGGAAGCGGGAAGCGGCGCUCCGCUCUCCUGCCCUCCCUGCCGCCUUCCCUCGCUCUCUCCCUCCUUUUUUUUUUUUUUUUUUCUCCUUUUAAAUUUUACCCCCAGGCGGCCCCGGGCUGGGGGGUCCCUUCCUCCGCCCGAGGGGCGCCGGUGCCCGGCGCGGAGCGGGGCGCAUGGGGUGGCGUUUCGGGAGGCUGUCGCCCGCUCCUCGCUCCCCGCCGGAUGCUGCCGGGGCUGUUUUGGUUGCUUUUCUUCGCCGGCGAUGAAGGCUCUGCCUUGAAGAUGGAGAUGAUCUGUUUUUUAUUCCUGUCUCUGGUGCCGGUGUACAGCAGGGGACAAGGGGUUUACGCUCCUGCUCAGGCCCAAAUCAUCCAUGCUGGGCAGGCGUGUGUGGUGAAGGAGGACAACAUCAGUGAACGCGUUUACACAAUUCGGGAGGGGGACACGCUGGUCCUGCAGUGUCUGGUCACAGGACACCCCCGGCCACAGGUGAGAUGGACCAAAACUGCUGGCAGCGCGUCGGACAAAUUCCAAGAGACGUCAGUGCUUAACGAGACACUUCGGAUUGAGAAGAUCCAAAGGCUGCAGGGGGGCCGCUAUUACUGUAAAGCAGAAAAUGGGGUUGGGGUCCCUGCCAUCAAGUCCAUUCGAGUAGAUGUGCAGUAUCUAGAUGAACCUGUUCUCACCGUUCACCAGACCAUCAGUGACGUACGUGGCAGCUUCUACCAGGAGAAGACUGUCUUCCUCCGCUGCACUGUCAACUCCAACCCACCAGCUCGCUUCAUCUGGAAACGGGGAGCUGAGACACUUUCCCACAGUCAGGACAAUGGUGUGGAUAUCUAUGAACCCCUCUACACACAGGGUGAAACCAAAGUCCUGAAGCUGAAGAACCUGCGGCCCCAAGAUUAUGCCAGUUACACAUGCCAGGUGUCUGUCCGCAACGUCUGCAGCAUCCCUGACAAAUCCAUCACCUUCCAGCUCACAAACACCACAGCUCCACCUGCUCUGAAGCUGUCUGUCAAUGAGACGCUGGUGGUCAACCCCGGUGACAACAUCACUAUGCAGUGCUCUCUGACAGGCGGUGACCCACAGCCAGAGUUGGUUUGGUCUCAUUCUCCUGGCCCAAUGCCUCCCAACAGCCUUGUGCAAGGAGGCAACCUCACCAUCUGGAGGAUCCGUGUAGAGGACUCAGGCUACUACAAUUGCACGGCCAUCAACAAUGUGGGGAACCCAGCAAAGAAGACAGUGAACCUGCUGGUGCGGUCCAUGAAGAAUGCCACGUUCCAAAUCACCCCUGACGUGAUCAAAGAGAGUGAGACCAUCCAGUUAGGGCAGGACUUGAAGCUCUCAUGCCAUGUAGAUGCUGUCCCCCAGGAGAAGGUUGUCUAUUCCUGGUACAAGAACGGGAAACCAGCCAGGUUCUCAGACCGGUUGCUCAUCACCCGGAAUGACCCUGAGCUUCCACCUGUGACCUGCAGCUUGGAGAUUAUUGACCUGAGAUUCAGUGACUACGGCACUUACCUGUGCGUGGCUACCUUCCAGGGAGCACCCAUUCCUGACCUCAGUGUGGAGGUGAACAUCUCCUCAGAGACAGUGCCACCAACCAUCAGUGUCCCUAAGGGUCAGUCUACCAUCACCGUCCGGGAGGGCUCCAGGGCUGAGCUGCAGUGCGAGGUUCGAGGGAAGCCCAAGCCACCUAUCAUCUGGUCCCGGGUAGAUAAAGAAACUCCCAUGCCUUCAGGGACAAUGACGAUGGAGACGUAUGAUGGGAAGCUGCGCCUGGAGAGUGUGAGCCGAGAAAUGAGUGGGACUUAUAAGUGUCAGACAGCCAGGUACAAUGGCUUUAACAUCAGACCUCGGGAAGCCCUGGUGCAGCUCAACGUGCAGUUCCCCCCCGUGGUGGAGCCGGCCUUCCAGGACGUGCGCCAGGGCAUGGGGCGCAGUGUCACCCUGCGCUGCACCAUGCUGAAGGGCAGCCCCAUGAAGGUGGCCACCUCUGUCUGGCGCUUCAACGGGACCCUUCUGGUGCAGCCCCUGGCAGAGCAGCAGGACUACUCGGAGCUGAAGGUGGACAGUGUCAGCCGGGAGACCAGCGGUAGCUACGAGUGCAGCAUUUCCAACGACGUGGGGGUCUCCACCUGCCUCUUCCAGGUGUCUGCAAAAGCUUACAGCCCAGAGUUUUACUAUGACACUCCCAACCCCACCUUAAGCCAGAAGCAAUCCAAGAAUUACUCUUACGUCUUGCAGUGGACACAGAAGGAGCCCGAUGCUGUGGAUCCCAUCCUCAAGUACCGCCUGGAAGUCCGGCAGCUGGCUCAGAGAAACACCAUCCAGACCUUCAUUCCUGUGCAGAAAAUGGAGAAAGGCCUGCUGCUGGAGCACAUCUUGCCCAACCUGAAAGUGCCUCAGAGCUAUGAAGUUCGCCUGACACCCAUCACCAGCUUUGGGGCUGGAGACAUGGCUGCCCGCAUCAUCCGGUACAUGGAACCAAUCAACUAUCCCAACCCAACAGAUAACACCUGCCGCUUUGAGGACGAGAAGAUCUGCGGCUUCAUCCAGGACAAAAUGGACAACUUUGACUGGACCCGGCAGAAUGCCCUGACCCAGAACCCCAAGCGCACCGUCAACACAGGGCCCCCCACGGACAUCAGUGGUACGCCAGAGGGUUAUUACAUGUUCAUCGAGGCGUCCCGGCCCCGGGUGACGGGAGACAAAGCCCGGCUCAUCAGCCCCCUCUACAACAUUACUGCCAAGUAUUACUGUGUCUCCUUCUACUACCACAUGUACGGGAAGCACAUCGGCUCCUUGAACCUGCUUGUUCGUGUGCGGAACAAGCGAGCCAUCGACACUCAGGUCUGGUCGCUCAGUGGGAACCGGGGGAACAUGUGGCAGCAGGCACACGUGCCCAUCAACCCACCUGGACCCUUCCAGAUCAUCUUCGAAGGUGUCCGGGGCACAAGCUAUGAAGGGGACAUUGCUAUCGAUGAUGUCACUCUGAAAAAGGGGGACUGUCCAAGGAAGCCAAUUGGACCAAAUAAGGCGGUUGCUCUUCCAGGAAGCGGCGUCCCAGCCCUGCACAGCCCUUGUCUUUGUGGCCCAUUGACUUUCUUCCUUUACGUGCUGCUCAGAUGAUGGCAAGUGAGCGCUCCUGUCUUCAGACCGAGACAUUCCUGCUCCUUUCCUACUCAGCCACCUCUGCUCCUCUUCCUCCCCUCCUCACUGGCACACCAAAGUGUCCAUAUGUUACCAAAGACUGACAGGCAUGACCACGCAAAGGGAUCUGGUUCAGAACUGGAGCACUCCUUGAGAAAGUCAUAAUGUCUAGAACAAAAUUUAAAAAUAAAGACAAAAUUUUUUUAACAGCACGUGCACGAGAGAGUGAGAGAGAGAGGAAGGAAGGAAAGAAACAGAAACACACAGAAAAGAAGGAAUGAAGGACAAAAAAUAGGAAUGAAGAAGUGUGAAGAGCAAAUGAAGGAGGAAAAAACACCCCCAUGUUUCCUUGGGAAUGUCGGACAGGGCUUCCUCAGGGAAGUGGGAACUUGUUUUAAACAAACAAACAAAAAUAUAUUAAAGCACAAAUUUCUACCAGAACAGUUACCUUCUUUACUGCAGAGCCCACAGCUUAGCGGAUGAUAUAUCGCAGUACUCCCCUCGUCUCCCCAUGCUUUCCCACUGGCUGGGGCUGCCCCACUCCAGCUGCAGCUCCCUGCAGCAACGCCAGCCUCGGCCGUGGGGCAGCAGCCACCCCACGUGCCGGUGGCCAGAGCAUCUUGCCUCGCACCGCAUGUGCUUCAGUAUCUCCAUCCAUCCGCAUCUUCCAGGCUCUCAUGUAUUUAAUUGCCCCCUGUGUGGUUUGCUUUGCCCUUUCCCCACCACUCUGUGCUUCUCACCCACCAGCCUGAAGAAGAUGGAGCAGGAAGGGACCCAUCACAUGGACCAUACUAAGUGGUGGAGAAUUCCCAGCUGGAUCCGGCUGCAGCGUUGGCCUCUGAGCGCCUCUUACUUUCUCUCAGCACUCUUGCUGGGUGGAGAAACUAUGAGAGCAGCCUGGAGGGAUCAGCAGCAGACUUCAUCCCUGGAUCCCAUAGAAGGGGAUCACACCAAAAUCCUGUCCUCGGCUUGCGAGGGGCAGGGAGAACCAGCUCAGGCCCAAUGAAUGGUGAGCCACUUCAGUGGGAUCCAGUGCCAGUGGAACUAUGUCACUCUCAUGCUUCCAGGUCAGCAAGGCCAGUAGAAAGUAUGCAUUGACCUGACAGAAGUGUUUAGAAACAUCCCUCCCAAAGGAGCUACACACAGACUCUGUGUAUUUGGGGAUACUGGGAGGUAGGGGGUGUCCUCCAGUGUCUCUUUUUUCUUUUCCCAUCAGUAACCUGGGUGGGGACCCUGCAACAAAGCCCCAUCCUCCAUCUGCCUCCCUCAUCACCACCACGUCUUGUCCCAUCCCUGCUCCACAUCUGAUAGGGCAACAUCAGCAUCACCGAGCGGAGCCGGGACCCUCUCACCACCACGAUACCAAGCUGUCCACAAUGUUAAAAGCACAAAAUACAAAGGGACUGAACCGAACCUUUUAAACAGGGUGAGAUGUUUUAUAAGCGUUGCCUCAUCCAUCCUCCCCCCGCAGCCCUGACGCACCCGCCGUGUAACCUAUAGACUCUCAACGUGGAUUGUUUCAUUCAAAUAAAGCUGCAGUA
This is a messenger RNA of Falco peregrinus (peregrine falcon), 4977 nucleotides long. RefSeq names its product MAM domain containing glycosylphosphatidylinositol anchor 1 (gene MDGA1). The record is from RefSeq and is a predicted model, not a curated record. Bases 506 to 3415 code for a protein of 969 amino acids. The transcript has 18 exons. Gene Ontology annotation, cellular component: plasma membrane. Gene Ontology annotation, molecular function: protein binding. Gene Ontology annotation, biological process: homophilic cell-cell adhesion. NCBI's taxonomy places the organism in Eukaryota, Metazoa, Chordata, Aves, Falconiformes, Falconidae.